This is a messenger RNA of Zasmidium cellare ATCC 36951, 333 nucleotides long. RefSeq lists its product as uncharacterized. Gene Ontology annotation, cellular component: nucleosome. The annotation marks the transcript as partial. The transcript is spliced from 3 exons. Gene Ontology annotation, molecular function: protein heterodimerization activity; structural constituent of chromatin; DNA binding. Lineage: Eukaryota; Fungi; Ascomycota; Dothideomycetes; Mycosphaerellales; Mycosphaerellaceae. The record is from RefSeq and is a predicted model, not a curated record.
CGUUCGUCCAAGGCUGGUCUCGCAUUCCCAGUCGGUCGUGUCCACCGUCUCCUCCGCAAGGGCAACUACGCUCAGCGUGUCGGUGCUGGUGCUCCCGUCUACCUCGCCGCUGUCCUCGAAUACCUGGCUGCUGAGAUCCUCGAGUUGGCUGGCAACGCCGCCCGUGACAACAAGAAGACCCGUAUCAUCCCACGUCACUUGCAAUUGGCCAUCCGCAACGAUGAGGAGCUGAACAAGCUCCUGGGCCACGUCACCAUCGCCCAGGGUGGUGUCCUCCCCAACAUUCACCAGAACCUGCUCCCCAAGAAGACCACCGGCACCAAGCCAGGCAAG